AUGUCGGCAGUGAGCGCAGUGCCCUUCAUGGGGCCGCUCCAUAUUCGCUCCCCGGGGCCGCGGGGCCGCCGACACACGCUGCCCGCCAGCGAGUUCCGCUCCCUCAGCCCGGAGGAUGCCGUCAGCGUGUUCGAGAUCGAGAGGGAAGCCUUCAUCUCAGUGUCCGGUGAGUGUCCUCUCCAUCUGGACGAGGUGCGUCACUUCCUCACCCUGUGCCCUGAGCUGUCUCUUGGCUGGUUCGAGGAGGGACGUCUGGUGGCGUUCGUCAUCGGCUCUCUGUGGGACCAGGAGAGGCUUACCACGGAUGCCCUCACCCUCCAUAAGCCUCACGGCACCACCGUCCACAUCCACGUCCUGGCCGUCCACCGGACCUUCCGCCAGCAGGGCAAAGGCUCCAUCCUGAUGUGGCGCUACCUGCAGUACCUCCGCUGCCUGCCCUGCGUCCGCCGCGCCGUGCUCAUGUGCGAAGACUUCCUGGUCCCCUUCUACCGGAAGUCGGGUUUCAAGGUGCAGGGCCCCAGCCAGAUCACGGUGGGGCCCCUCGCCUUCAUCGAGAUGCUGUACCCGGUCAGGGGCCACGCCUUCAUGCGACGCAACAGCGGCUGCUGAGGGCGGGGAGGGAUGUCUUCCUGGUGUCCCCGGCCUUCGUGGGACUCUUCGCUUGGGGACGUCUGGGCAGCUUUUGCGGCCCGCCACCGGCGCGGCGUGGGCGAGAGCGGGCGGCUCUUCGGGCGGCA
Molecule: messenger RNA, 737 nt
Organism: Pungitius pungitius (ninespine stickleback)
Lineage: Eukaryota; Metazoa; Chordata; Actinopteri; Perciformes; Gasterosteidae
Gene: aanat1
Product: arylalkylamine N-acetyltransferase 1
Exons: 3
Coding region: 1-609 (202 amino acids)
Biological process (GO): circadian rhythm; response to light stimulus
Cellular component (GO): cytoplasm
Molecular function (GO): aralkylamine N-acetyltransferase activity
Source: RefSeq, a predicted model, not a curated record